This is a messenger RNA of Cloeon dipterum, 1764 nucleotides long. RefSeq lists its product as uncharacterized. The transcript is spliced from 4 exons. The record is from RefSeq and is a predicted model, not a curated record. Gene Ontology annotation, molecular function: protein binding. Gene Ontology annotation, biological process: neurogenesis. Bases 5 to 634 code for a protein of 209 amino acids. Lineage: Eukaryota; Metazoa; Arthropoda; Insecta; Ephemeroptera; Baetidae. Gene Ontology annotation, cellular component: cytosol.
CACCAUGGCUAAUGAGAGGCAGGUGACAAUGGCCAGGAAGAAGCUGAAGGCCCUGAAUGAAGGGCUGGUGACCGAUGUGGUCUUCCUCGUCGGUGCGACUGAUGCCACCGCGCAGGAGAUUCGAGCCUUUCGGUCAGACCUCGUGGUGAGCAGCGAGUUCUUCGUGAGCCUGCUGGACAGCCCUCUGACCUUGAAACGCCACGGGAAAAUCAGGCUGAAGAACAUUGAGCCAAAGAUCUUUGGUCUGGUCAUCGAGUUUACUCAUUUGAGUGGUCAGCUGGUGUCGGAAGUGGACGGUCUGGACACUUGCCUGAAGUUGGCAGCGGCAGCAGACGAAUACAUGAUCGACGACCUUGGAUCUGUGUGCCUGAAGCUGCUCGAGGACAGGUUCCUCACCGUGGACAACGUGUGGACAGUGCUGAGCGAGAAUUGUAUGGUGGAAGCUGUUGCCUCGACUUGUAUCAAGAUUCUGGGCUCAAAGACAAGCGUCUGUUUGAACCAUCCGAGUUUUCUCGAGGCCAGUGAAGAAGCAGUGAAGCUCUUCUUCAAUUUGGAUAAAAUGAACAUCAAAUCUGAGUCGGAACUACUGGAAGCUUGUCUUAGAUACAACAAGACCAAAGAGAAUCAGAGGUAGAGGAUAUUAUUUUCAUUAAAACUGAAUCUCUUGUCUUUUGCAGAGAGGUUUUUCGCCAAUGCUGUCUUCCUGGCCUUCGUCUUCUUGCUCUUGACUCAGCUGACCUUGCCGAGGUGUUUCCCAUGCUUACUCUGGAGGAGAAGACCAGCAUUGCGGCCUGGAAAAGCCCUCUGAUGGCUGCAGAGAAGCCUAUACUCGCGUCUGGCCUCUGUCCGAUCUCAAAUGCGAGGUCGGAAAUCACCGGAGAGCAGACGUUGAAUUUAGUUCCAGCCAGACAUGUUCUUGGCGUGAGAGAUGUUUUCUUGACUGAUUGCUUCGUAGUAUGUCCCGAUAUCGCAUAUGAACCUGAUCGGGACAGAUGCUGGGUUACACUUGAACUUUCCCCGGAAAGAAACAUCAGAAUCUCUGGCUUUGAGAUCUUCGACAGCCUGGACCUAACCAACGAAGUUUUCGACAACAGUACGGGGUAAUUAUCCUCAAUUAUCAUUACGUUUCAGAAUUGAUGUAACCGCUGGGUCCCUGCUGCUGCUCCGGAUCAUCACACCUCUUGAUCCUGAACGUCAAGGACGAAUACCUAAACUGACGAAGAGCAUCUUUACCCUAGGACUGGGAAGCAACAGAUUAAUUUUAGUAAAAAUACCUCAACUAAAAAUGUAACAAUUUUCAGUAAAAAUUCGUUUGGAAGAAUCGUCGAAAUCACAUUAACUGUCGACAAUCGCCGCACCCUUUGGUCAUAUUCCCUCUCUGAUGAAGUGACAGUCCCAGAUCUAUUUCCAUUUAAUGGCUGGACUUUCUUCAAGCACUCUGCUCUGGUUCCUGCUGGUAGUACUUUCACUUUGAAGGUAUGUUUCAGUAAGAAUAGCGUCUUGAGGACUCAGAAGUCCGCUAUGGAUCUGGUGAAAAGCAUCAACUCAAGCGCUGCCUUUGAUGUCUUCAGUCAGAUUGGAAUUUUUUACAAUGACAAAAUGUAUGAAUUCUUGAAGACAAGGCUUCCAGCUGACACCCGGUUAUGCAUCUUCAAAUCAAUUAAAUUCACUGAGAUCUGAAUUGAGAUCGAUAUAUUUUACUAUCAAUUUCAGCAUUUCUUUUUUAGUUUGGAAAAAUAGUUUUUUGUAGUUCUUAAAGUCACA